AUGCGAGGUGCCGUGCAAGGAAGACGGGAGACAACGCGGAAGGCGACGCAGAAGGCAACGAGACGCCGGGAAACGGUGUGCGCGGAAGCAGAGGGCAGCGAGCAGCCAGGCGCCUUGAGUGGCGCCGUCGCGAACCAAGAUUGGGCUCUGAGACAAGCAUCGGGCGGACCAAUGGACCAACGUGAGGUGACUGUGAACAACGCAAAAGCGCUGGAAGUAGGUCAACUCCCCACGACUGAAGGAGGACUUAUUGAAAAGGGAACGUUGCUAGGGGAAAUAAAAUACUGGACAGAUCUAAUUAAAAAUCAAAGAUUCCUGCCAUUUUAA
Gryllus bimaculatus (two-spotted cricket) is the source of this 327-nucleotide messenger RNA. The record is from the annotation of a GenBank genome assembly. Lineage: Eukaryota; Metazoa; Arthropoda; Insecta; Orthoptera; Gryllidae.